AUGGAUAACAUACGGAAGGUGCGGUUCUGCGGCGGGAGGAGCUGGUUCCGGCUUCCGAACGGAGGAGCCUUCAGUCGAGCUGGAUUCCACUACUUAGAGUGUGGGAAGGGCUUUGCUCGGUCAUCCCACUUGCAGGCACACCAGCGAGUUCACACCUGGGAGAGGCCAUUCUUCUGCUCAACGUGUGGGAAAGAAUUUACUCAGUUAUCCUACCUUACAAGGCACCAGUGGGUUCACACUGGGGAGGGGCCAUAUACCUGCUCUGAGUGCGGGAAGGGAUUCACUCGGUCGUCCCAUUUGCUGAAGCACCAGAGAGUUCACACUGGGGAGAGGCCGUAUACCUGCUCCGAGUGUGGGAAGGGAUUCACUCAUUCGUCCAAUUUGCUGACACACCAGAGCGUUCACACUGGGGAGAAGCCGUUCAUCUGCUCAACGUGUGGGAAAGCAUUCAAUCAGUUAUCCAACCUGAUGAUGCACCAGCGAGUUCACACUGGGGAGAGGCCGUUCUGCUGCUCAACGUGUGGGAAAGGAUUUACUCAGUUAUCCCACCUUACAAGGCACAAGCGAGUUCACACUGGGGAGAGGCCGUACACCUGCUCACAGUGCGGGAAGGGAUUCACUCGGUCGUCCCAUUUGCUGAGGCGCCAGCAGGUUCACACCGGGGAGAGGCCGUUCAACUGCUUGAUGUGCGGGAAGGGAUUCACUUGGUCGUCUGAGCUGCUGAUACACCAGAUAGUUCACACUUGGAAGAGGCCGUUCAUCUGCUCAACAUGCGGGAAGGGAUUCACUCAGUCGUCUCAGCUGCUGAGACACCAGUGGGUUCACACUGGGGAGAAGCCGUACACCUGCUCCGAGUGUCGGAAGGGAUUCACUGAUUUGUCCAAUUUUUUGAGACACCAGCGAGUUCACACUGGGGAGAAGCCAUUCACCUGCUCUGAGUGCCGGAAGGCAUUCCGUUGGUCAUCUGACCUGCUGAAACACCAGCAAAUCCACACUGCGGAGAAAGAUUAAACAUGCUGUAUGCUGAAUUUCCAACCAUCACGGCACUGAAAUCUAGCGCAAAUUCACAAGUGUUGCAGGUGUUCAUGGGGGUCGGAUUCUCUCGACACUGCUGAUCUCGCCCAGGAUUGAACCCUGGUCAUUGGGCACAGUUGAUUUUCUUUUGUAAUCUCUUUCACUGAGUUAGAGUUCAAUGUUCUGGA
Molecule: messenger RNA, 1202 nt
Organism: Pristis pectinata (smalltooth sawfish)
Lineage: Eukaryota; Metazoa; Chordata; Chondrichthyes; Rhinopristiformes; Pristidae
Product: zinc finger protein 239-like
Exons: 3
Coding region: 1-1011 (336 amino acids)
Biological process (GO): regulation of transcription by RNA polymerase II
Cellular component (GO): nucleus
Molecular function (GO): RNA polymerase II transcription regulatory region sequence-specific DNA binding; DNA-binding transcription factor activity, RNA polymerase II-specific
Source: RefSeq, a predicted model, not a curated record